This is a messenger RNA of Patella vulgata (common limpet), 4850 nucleotides long. RefSeq names its product zinc finger protein ZFP2. Gene Ontology annotation, biological process: regulation of transcription by RNA polymerase II. Bases 962 to 2110 code for a protein of 382 amino acids. Gene Ontology annotation, molecular function: RNA polymerase II cis-regulatory region sequence-specific DNA binding; DNA-binding transcription factor activity. Lineage: Eukaryota; Metazoa; Mollusca; Gastropoda; Patellidae. The record is from RefSeq and is a predicted model, not a curated record. The transcript is spliced from 2 exons.
CGACGUUUUAAUGCAUUCAACAUGGCGUAAAUAUUCCAGAGCGAUCAAAGACUAAACAAAAUAUAAAAUGGCUAAUCAGGAUGUUAAAACUCUUCACCAAUGUGUGGUAUGUGAUGAGAUUUUUCAAAAAUACAUUGACUUAGAGCACCAUAAUAAGAUGAGUCAGCAUCAUACACAUAUAAAAGAAGAAAAUGAUAUUGAACACCAUAAUAAGAUGAAUCUACAUCAUGCAAACUUAAAAAAAGAAAAUGAUACUGAACACAAUCAUAAAAUGGGCCUGCAUCAUACACAUAUAAAAGAAGAAAAUGAUACUAAAAACUAUGACGCAAUACAUGUUACAGUUGAGAGGACUGGUGAAGGUGAAGGCUACAAUGAAAUAAAAGUUGAAGAAGGGAGAACUGAUGGAUUACAUUUACAAGAGAAAGUGAGUGAUGUUGAAUCAUUUCAUCAAUGUAAAUUAUGUGAUGAAAAAUUUAAAUUGUACACUGAUUUAGUGAAACAUUGUACAAUACAUGUUAAAGAUGAAGAGUCUCGAAAAAAUUCGUCACAUCAGUGUAAAGUUUGUAAAGAGCAUUUUAAACAGCACUCAGACUUAAAAGAGCAUUGUAAAAUACAUAUUAAAGACGAAGAGUCUGAACCAAUUACAUCACAUAAUAGUCAAGUUUGUAAAGUUAUUUUAGAUAAACAUAUUGAAGAAGAAAGUCUGUACCAAGUUCGUCACAUCAGUGUAAAUUUUGUAAAGAGCAUUUUAAACAGCAUUUAGACUUAGAAGAACAUUGUAAAAUACAUGUUAAAGAAGAGGAGUUUAGUUCGUCCCCUCAAUGUAAAGUUUGUAAAAUUAGUUUUAUACAAUACAGUGAUCUAGAGAAACAUUUUCAAGUACUCUAGUGCUUCUGAUCAUGAUGAUAUAGAUGUAUAUGGUUCAAAACAUUUUAAUAUCUCUCAGAAUAGUGAAAAACAGAUGAAUACAUGUACAUAUUCUUCUCAGAAUGGUGAAAAACAGUUGAAUACAUAUUCCUCUCAAAAUGGUGAAAAACAGUUGAAUACAUAUUCCUCUCAAAAUGGUGAAAAACAGUUGAAUACGUCUCAGAAUAGUGAAAAACAGUUGAAUACAUAUUCCUCUCAGAAAGGUGAAAAACAUUUGAAUACAUAUUCCUCUCAAAAUGGUGAAAAACAAUUUGAUACGUCUCAGAAUGGUGGAAAACAGUUGAAUACAUCUCAGAAUGGUGAAAAACAGUUGAAUGCUUCUCAGAAUAGUGAAAAACAUUUGAAUACAUCUCAGAAUGGUGAAAAACAGUUAAAUACAUCUCAGAAUGGUGAAAAACAGUUAAAUACAUCUCAGAGUGGUGAUAAACAGUUGAAUACCUCUCAGAAUAGUGAAAAACAGUUGAAUACGUGUACUACUUCUGAUAAUAUACAUAUAGCUCAUACAAAACAAAUUAAUAUAUCGAAUGAUAUAGAUGGACAGGUUACAAAAUCUACUAUGGUUCAGUGUAGUGCCUGUAACCGAUCAUUUAAGAAACCAAGUGAUUUAAAGAAACAUAUCUGUAGUCACCCUUGUACCAUCUGUAGUAAAACUUUCAAUCAGAGAAGUACAUUAAAUCACCACAAAAAAAUUCACACAAGAAAAAGCUCUCAUAAAUGUGAUGUUUGUGGUAAAUCAUUUGCCUUAAAAGGUAAUCUGAACGAACAUAGAACAAUUCAUAGUGGAGUUAAACCAUUCAAAUGUGACACUUGUGACAAAUCAUUUAGUCAUAAUUGUAAGUUGCAAAAACACAUUAGAAUUCAUACAGGCGAAAUACCUUUUAAAUGUGAUGUUUGUGGUGAAUCAUUUAGGGUACGGUUAGAACUGAAAGUGCACAUAAGGGUCCAUACAGGAGGGGAUCCUUUCAAUUGUGAUGUUUGUGGUAAGUCAUUCACUCAACGUGGUUCUCUAAAAUGUCAUGGCAAACUUCACGCAGGAGAUAUCGUGAAGCCAUUUAUAUGUGACGUGUGUAGCAAAUUUUUUAAAUGUAAUAAUUAUUUGAUCUGCCACAUGCGGACUCAGACCGGGAAAAACCUUUCCAAUGUCACGUUUGUAGUACAUCAUUCACCACUAAAACUAAUUUAACGGGACAUCUGCACAUUCACUCUGGAGAGAAACCAUUCAGGCUGACCUUAAAAAUAUCUUUGUUUCGCCUAACGCGACCGACUAACUAAAACCACCCCCGACUUUCUGCGAUCUUUUUAUUUUAUUUUGUGUGUCAACCUGAAAUAUAUCACGAGAGUUAUUUCCCUUUACUAUGGCUAUGGUUUGAUUCAUUAUUGAAACUGGUUGAUCAAGACGAAAGCGUCAUAGGUGUCGCUUCUCAACAAAAUGGUUGCAGACGAAAGCACGUCCAUUCCCACGAAAUGAUUCUGCCGACGACGAUAUUUUCAAUAUCCAUUUUCGAGAAAAAUGAAGGCACAACCCGCACGAUCGUUAAAAAUGUGUGGAGGGAGUUUCAAACGUGAGUUUGUCGCAAUUUGUGUGCGAGUCGUGCAUCAAGAAAAAUCCUGAUGUCAUUGAUUUGUUUGCCAAUAAAAGAAGACGAAUGUUUGCACCCGGAAAAUUAUCAAGCUGUCAAAUUAGCUCUUAAAAAAAAAAUCUGAAAAAACCCGACCUACCGACCCUUCUCCUCGAUUGUGGGUCGGGUUUGGUGAAACAAAGAUAUUUUUAAGGUCAGCCUCGGGGGUUGGAUGGCUGAAUGAUUAGCGUGCGCGCGCUGUAUCAUAAAGUCUGUCAUUAAGUCGACUGGCGUGGUUUCGAAUCCCCGGUUGUACGUGACAAGGAAUAGGGUCGCCUGUCCAACCUCGUGGGUUUUCUCCGGGUCCUCCGGUUUCCUCCCACUGCUAAAGACCCCUACGCGCAAGCGAAUUAUUGAAAUAAAAUUAAACCAUGUUAGUCCCGAAAUGACCUAGUUUGUGUCGAGUGGACGUUAAACCCCAUUUCUCUCUCUCUCUCUCUCUCUCUCAGAAACCAUUCAAAUGUGAUCAGUGUGACAAAUCCUUUAUCCAAAAAAGUAAACUGAAAGUCCACAAAAGAAUUCAUUCUGGUGGGAAACCUUAUAAAUGUCCUUUAUGUGACCAGGCCCCAAGUUCACAAAGCAUUCUCAGACUUAAGUUGAGAAUUUACUCAAAAUUGUUGACCUAAUUUUAACUAAACUAUAGCUCUUUAUAAAACUUUUGUUGUCUUAAUGUAUCAAAUACAUCAAUAAGAAACUAUGUGCAAAGUUUCGUGUUUUUGGAUAAAAUAUAUUUCUCAUAAAUAGUGAUUGAAAGUUGGGUAAAUUCUUAACUUAAGUCUGAGAAUGCUUUGUGAACUCGGGGCCCGGCCUUAACACUUAAGGGAAGUCUUCAGGUACAUAUGAGGACACAUACAGGUUAAAAGCCAUUUAAAUGUGUUUUUUGUGGUAAAUUAUUUAUAGAAAAAAGUAAUCUGACAUGCCACUUGAGAAAGUCCUUAUAAAUGUGAUAAACUAUAACACAUACUUAUGGAAGAACAAUUACUGAUUUAUUUGGGCGACGUUUCGAAGAGUAUUCUCUCAACGUUUUCAAGCAAGUACAGUAACAAAUGUGUAGAGCAAUUAUAUAUAGACAAGCAAUAACAACAAUUCAGAAACCAUGCAUGACAACAACAAGAUCAAAGGAUUAAAAAACAACAUGAUCAAAGGCAAUAUACAUAUGACGGAUUAUAGGGGUAAAUAAUUUUAAUUGGACAACCAAUCAUGACAAAUGAGAAACCAUACAUGAUGUGAUUGGCUAGGUGAGGGUACAUCAAGGGAAUAAUAAAGGACUGAUAAUAGGGGUAAACAUACCAUUAAACCAAACAAAAGGGAAGCCAUACACACACAUAAGUAUGUGUUAUAGUUUAUUGCUCUAUCCAGUUACUAAAUGCCUCUAAAAGAUCAUUAUAAAUGUGAUGUUUGUGAUAUGUCGUUUAAAGGAGGUAAUACACUCAAGCGGCAUGUUCGAAGUCAUACAGGAAAAAGGCCUUUCAAAUGUGAUGUUUGCAGUAAAUCAUUUACUCAGAUAAGUGUACUGUAGUGUCACAUUAACCUUCAUAACCUUUCAAAUGUGAAUUGUGUGAAAAAUCCUAUAUUCAAAAAGGCACCUUACAGAAACAUAUUAAGAAUUGCCAUACUUAAUGAUAGGCCUAGAUUAUGUCAUAUUCCUGAGGCAACGACUGCAAGUUUUACAUUAUCUCGAUGUUGCUAGAUUAAUUUACAAUUCCCGAACUUAUAGCUACGUUAUGUACAGGCAUGUGAACAGUAGCGUCCAAUCAGAGGUUGUAACAUAGCUACCUCCACGGAAACCUUGAACGAAAUUAGUGCCGAAAUAUGCAGGGUAUUACGUGAAGGCCUUGAUAAGAUGUAUGUAGUUAAAGCGAGAUCGGGGAUCACGUGGCUAAAUGGGUAAGACGCUGGCUCGCUAGCCUGGAGGUCGGGUGUUCAAUCCCUGUAUUGGCCGAGAAAGUUCAUCCAGAUUUUCCGGCGUGGUUUCCCCUUGUCAGUGAUGCAGGAUGGAGGGCCUGACAAGGACAGCUGUCUUGUCGUUCAGAUGGUACAAAAAACCGAGGUCCCGUGUACACAUUUGCGUGCACGUAAAAGAUCCCUUGGCAGUUGGAAUUCGAUAUAAGAGUAGGCCUUAGCGCUGCUGCCCGGGCACAAUUUCCCUCAUAGCACACUGUAUGGCGUAUGCCCGUCUUCAUUAGCUCAGGGUAGGAGCAGAACAUAGGUCGUUAAACCCCAUUUCAAUUCAUUUCAUUUUUAAAGCAAGACCAAUUCUUCUAUUGAAGAUGACAUAUAAGAUUGAGAUAAAGAGCUGAUAGU